AAUUGAGAUAUACUCCAGGUGUUGCACUCUCUGCGUUGUUAUCUUGGUUCUAGCAGGCUGGACUCAUCCUCGUUUUUUCCCCUGCGUUGCGUGGCGACAAAGCUCUUCAGGGGGCUGUGGUCUUUUUUUUUUCUUUCACCUCCUCCUUAUUCAAUUCUGUGUCGCUUUUUGUGAGGUAUACCUGAGGAGUUCGAAUUUGCGCCGUUUGCCUGUUCUGUUGCGCCUCAGGCUCGAGUUUGCUUGUGACUAGAAAGAGAAAGAGAGAGAGACCCACGGAGGAGACCUUGAUUCACCAUGGCCGACGAUUUGGACGCAGAGCUCCUCGCCCUAGCGGGGGACUCCUCUGAUGAAGAGUCUUCCCCUCCUCCCAAGGAGACGGCUGACUCCCCUGUUUCUUCUCAUGCGUCUGAACAUUCCCCCGAACCAGGUGAAGCAGUCAUGGCGCGCAAGGGGACCGCGAAGCCCGUCCGACGGAGCCGUAAGGCUAAGAGAGAUUACGAGGAAGCAGAAGAUGGAGAACUCUCGUCAGCUGCAUCGCACCACUCCUUACAGUCUGCCAGUAUGUCAGAAUCAGAAUCAGAGUCCGACGGCGAUGGCCCUGCGGACGACGACGGACCGCUGUUCGCCUACGAUAAGCUCUACCACUCCGCAAAGGAUAAGGCGGAGAUCAUGGCCUUGCCUGAAAUCCAGCGCGAGCAGAUUCUCUCCGAGAGAGCACACGAGGUGGACCGUCACAACCAGGAUCUUGCGCUACGUCGUCUGCUGGCGUCCCGCGAGCGCGAGGAAGCCCGACAGGCAAAGAAGAACAAGCGCAAAGCAAGCUUAGCCGGUCUAGAGGAGGGUCAGCGCAAGAGCUCCCGGCAGAAAACUACUCUCGGUGGGCGCAAGGUGGGCGAGACUUCCGACGCGAUCGAGGCCUAUAAACGUCAGCGACAGCAGAAGGGGAAACGCGAUGAAAUCAGACGACGCGAUGCGGCGUCUAGAGAGGCUCGCCACCGCGAAAAGGACGGAGAAGUGUCCGAUGUGGAUGCCGAGGGCGAGAGCGAGCCCGACUGGGACGAGCGAGCGGAUCGGACCCCGUCACCUCCCAAAGAUGACCCCCCCGCCGAGCUACGAGAUAUCGAACGCGCCCGUGUUGGUCGCACCAACUUUGCCCAGGUCUGCUUCUAUCCUAGAUUCGAAGAAGCUAUUUCGGGCUGCUAUACUCGAGCCAGCAUUGGGCCGAACAGCGAGGGCCUCAACGAGUAUCGAGUCUGCUUGAUCAAGAGAUUCACCGAGGGUCGUCCGUAUGCUAUGGAUGGUCCGAACGGUCGACCAUUUAUCACAAGCCAGUACGCUGUCCUUGCACAUGGAAAAGCAGAACGCGAAUUUCCCUUUAUUGCCUGUUCAGAGUCGAGUUUUACCGAGGCCGAGUUCAACCGAUAUCGACAGACAAUGGCCGUGGAGGAUUGCAAGAUGGCGACCAAGUCAACCGUUGCCAAAAAGGUUGCCGACAUCAACAGGCUUUUGAGCCACCAGUUUACCAAGGACGAGCUCAAUGAGAAGCUUCGGAAGCAAGGAUCGUUGGACACCAAGAUGGAUGUCUUCCGCCGGCUUGAUCUCGAGAACAAGCUCAUGUCAGCCAAGGCCGCUGGCGACGAUGCGGAGGUCGAUAAACUACAGCUCCAGCUGCGAGAUCUGGCGGCACCCAAGCUUGCCUUUGGCACCUCAAUGUCCAAACCCAAGGUCGAGCGAAAGACGGAACAGGAGCGACUCGCCGAGCUGAACUUCCGCAACCGCAAGCUAAACUACGAAAACGUCCGCCGCGCACAACUUGAGGAGAAGAAGGCUAGCCGCAAGGUCGCCGCCGCUGUUGCCCGCGGCGAGGCCCCCGCCGACCCCUUCAUGCGCGUCAAAACCCGUGCCAAAACACACUACGACAUGAACGAGAAAGCAACAGACACCCCGACGCCUGAAACCAGCCACGCUGGCACGCCCGCCAAUGGUGCCGAGACGCCCGGCGCGCUCGCCGCAGCCAAGCGCAGUGAUACCCUGUCCUCCAGCCAGAAGAAGGCGACCAAGGGUGGCGUCGCAAUGAUCCGCCAUCGCAAUAUGGAUGACGAGAACAUUGCCGCUCUCGACAUCGACAUCGACAUUGAUAUCUAGACUUGCUGGACACCAGAUGUUUUUUUUUAUUUUUUUUUUCCUUUCUUUCUUUCCUUCUUUCUCUUUCCUAUUGCAUGAAACGGAUAUUUCCCUGGUAACCUGUACAUUGAACAUACUUGACAUUCAGAUUGGACUCGGUGGGUGGCGAAGACUUUUUUUUUCAGCAUACUAGCAUGCAAUAAAUCUGUAAUCACAUCAUUUCUUAGCAUUUAUCCAUUG
Messenger RNA from Penicilliopsis zonata CBS 506.65, 2364 nucleotides. RefSeq lists its product as hypothetical. The record is from RefSeq and is a predicted model, not a curated record. The transcript is spliced from 4 exons. The coding region runs from base 295 to 2145 and encodes 616 amino acids. Lineage: Eukaryota; Fungi; Ascomycota; Eurotiomycetes; Eurotiales; Aspergillaceae. Gene Ontology annotation, molecular function: RNA polymerase II C-terminal domain phosphoserine binding; DNA binding. Gene Ontology annotation, cellular component: Cdc73/Paf1 complex.